Vidua chalybeata is the source of this 1290-nucleotide messenger RNA. RefSeq names its product interaction protein for cytohesin exchange factors 1 (gene IPCEF1). The transcript has 10 exons. NCBI's taxonomy places the organism in Eukaryota, Metazoa, Chordata, Aves, Passeriformes, Viduidae. The record is from RefSeq and is a predicted model, not a curated record. Bases 1 to 1290 code for a protein of 429 amino acids.
AUGGAAGCUGAUGGCAAUAUUCUUGUUCCUUUGCGUCAGAAGGCAAAAAAGAAAAGUCAAGGGUUCUUUAUAAUGAGCCGACGGAGGAUAUCGUGCAAAGAGCUGGGGCAAGCCGAUUGCCAAGGAUGGCUCUACAAAAAGAAGGAAAAAGGAGCUUUCAUUGGCAACAAAUGGAAAAAGUUCUGGUGUGUGCUAAAGGAGUCAUCGCUGUAUUGGUACAGCAGUCAGCUGGCUGAAAAAGCAGAAGGAUUUAUAAGACUUCCAGACUUCAGUGUGGAUCGAGCAAUUGAAUGCAAAAAAAAGCAUGCUAUUAAGAUCAGCCACCCACAGAUCAAGACAUUUUAUUUUGCGGCAGAAAAUGUUCUGGAAAUGAACACGUGGCUAAGUAAGCUGGGAAUGGCUGUAGACCCUCAGGCACCAAACAGGAAGAAUGAGGAAGAAUGCUACAGUGAAAGUGAACAUGACGAUCCAGAAAUAACAGACACGCCACCUCCACCCUACGCAGUCCAGACCCCACCUCCUCCUUCGGAUCAGCAGAAGUCAUCAAUCACCUCAACUCUGUCAAGUGAAGCAUCUUGUUCUCUCUCCUCUCCUGAAAGCACUUUCAAUUCCCAAGAAUCAUCAUCUUCCUUGACAUCCAAAGUGGUUUAUUCCGAGAGGCAGUCUUGGCUUGACCUGGUUAACAGCUCUGCCACGGAAGAGGGUGAUCAGCCUUUAACGUUCUGCGUACAGAUUCAUUCGGACGAGGCGCCAGAAGUGGUCUGUGGAGAUGCAGCAGAAAGCCAGGAAGUCUGGCUUUCCGAACCCACUGGUGGAUCCCAAACCUCUUGCUUAAGUGCAGAUACACAUUUUCUAGCUGUGCCAGAUGGAACAGGACAGCGAUCACUAGCCAGAGACCAGGAAAAAUGUGAUGAUGAUGAUGAGAUGGAGCGACUUUACAAGUCAUUGGAGCAAGCAAGCCUGUCUCCCAUUGGUGAUCGUCGACUGUCAACUAAGAAGGAGCUUAGGAAAUCAUUUAUCAAGCGCAGCAAAAACCCCUCCAUUAAUGAGAAGCUCCACAAAAUUCGAAUGCUGAACAGUACAUUAAAGUGUAAGGAACAUGACCUGGCCACGAUUAACCAGUUGCUAGAGGACCCAAAGUUGACAGCAGUGAAGUACAGAGAGUGGAGGAGCACAAACAUCAUGCUGGUCCAAGAUAUAUAUCAGCAGCAGGAGGUCCAGGACAUGUCCACAGAGAAUAGUGAAGACCAAGAGAUGACUCCACAGCCAGUCACUGAAAGUGCUAUUUAA